CUCACACACACCCUGCUGGCUCUGAACAGAGAAGUUAGGGAGGCACAGUGUGGAGAGCAGACAGAAAACAGACGGAGAGACCACUGACUGUCCAAUACAAGAAGAUGGCCGUGUCUAUCUCCAGGGAUUUAAGUGUCCAGGUGCUGGACGAUCCGAACAAAGUGAAACUGACUGACAAACAACAGCAGCUGCACGCCGCCAUACAGAAGGGCGAGCCCAAAUGUCUGGGGUUGAGCCAAGUGAUGCUGGGGCUGAUGGUCAUAACCUACUCACUGCCUCUACACUUCACUGUACACACUCCUGUUGUCAGCUUCGGCGUUCCCUGGUGGACCGGAUUAACAUUCAUUGCAGCAGGAUUGAUUGCAGUGACGUUGGAUAAACACUUCUCAAUGAAGAUCGUGCAGGCGUGUUUGGUAACGAGCGUGGCAGCUAUGGUGCUGUCAGCGGUGGCUGUGAUCAUCUACUCUCUGGAUUUAUACCAACAUCAGCUGCCGCUCUGUAAGGUGACAGAGCCCUUCUCAUAUUACUCAGACGGGGCCAGCUGUUCGGACGAAAUCAACACCACGAAAUUCUCCAAGGGAUUAAAGUCGUCUCUGCUUUUCUUCACGUUGGCGCAGGCAGCCAUCUCUGCCGUGUUCUGCUGGCUUCUCUACAGGCAGAGAAACAUCUUUGCACAAUAUGCAACCAUCGAUUCACCUUCUUCCAGCCACAAUGAAAUAAAAUAAUGGACGGAAAGUGAAGCUGAUACGAUUGUCCAAAUGUAAAUGUUCUUGCGUUUUCUUGUGCCCAUAAAUGACUUUACAAGUUUUCUUGAUCGCUUUGAUCUGCUUAAGGAAACUGAAAUCCUCUCAGGUUUCAGUGUCUCUUUUUUUUCCUCACCGAUGCCACAAACUAAACUGUUUUAGCGAUAUAUCAACCAAAAGAAAUCAUCUGUUUCUGUUAGAAAUUACCAAGAGAAGCAUGAGAAUCAACAAUCGGUAUUUCUUUUACUGUAAUAAAUUUGUUACUUUCUUAAUUUUUUAUUCUCUGGUUUUAUUUUGGUUUACUUUUACAGUAUUCUCUGUAUUUCAGUUUUCAGUCACAGUUUGAAAAAAUGUCAUGGAGUCAAUAAAAUUGGAAUCAAAGCA
Xiphophorus maculatus (southern platyfish) is the source of this 1127-nucleotide messenger RNA. RefSeq names its product membrane spanning 4-domains A12 (gene tmem176). The transcript has 7 exons. Gene Ontology annotation, cellular component: membrane. The coding region runs from base 105 to 725 and encodes 206 amino acids. The record is from RefSeq and is a predicted model, not a curated record. NCBI's taxonomy places the organism in Eukaryota, Metazoa, Chordata, Actinopteri, Cyprinodontiformes, Poeciliidae.